Molecule: messenger RNA, 4397 nt
Organism: Anastrepha obliqua
Lineage: Eukaryota; Metazoa; Arthropoda; Insecta; Diptera; Tephritidae
Gene: PIP82
Product: protein PIP82
Exons: 4
Coding region: 304-4233 (1309 amino acids)
Source: RefSeq, a predicted model, not a curated record
CUUUGAAAGCUUUAGCAUGAAACCUCGGUCAAACGACGGCCAAAAUACUCACAGAAACGAAUCAGAACGGCAGCAAAGACCUACGCAGCACACAAAAGUGUUGCUGGAAAAUUGGAAUUAGAUAAAAAUUGCAACAAAAAAAAUGGCAUUAAUAAUAAUUUGUGGUUAAAUAUUAACAAUAAAAUAAUAUUGGCAACAAAAAAAAAACCAAACGUAUUUGCUGUCAUUAGUGAUUUGAAGUGUGUGCGGUAGUCAGUAGGGUUCAUAGUAAAGAGCGUGGCACCCAAAAUUCGAAUUGCCAACAUGGAUUUCAAAAACUUGUGCCAGAAUAUCGAUGUAAGCAGCUUGCGGGCACGAAUUCCCUCAAUGCCUGCUAUGCCAGCAAUGCCACAAAUUAAAUUGCCAAAGUCAUUACCGAAAUUGCGCCCGCGUCGCAUAUUCAGUCGGUCGCGCGAGGACCUUAGUCGCAGCAAAGGGUCCACAAAGGAACAACAACCGCAACAGCAGUCACCAUCCCACCAGUUGACGACGCGGCCGUCCAUACCGCCUGCUGAUUUUAUAAAUCAUUCACCGCGUCGCAUAUCGACCAUUUCGUCGCUAAUGCAUCAAGAAACGCGUGGCGACUCGCAACGUGGCACCUAUCGCAGCGCAUGCAGCGUUGAUGAUGAUUAUCCAUCACCACGUCAAUUUCAGUCAUCUGGUCAUUUGUCGCGUCCUUUAAGUCCCACGCAAACACCCAUUAAUGGUGUAACGAGUGAACGCGAUGCUGAGGCAACUGUUGCGAAAAUGUCGCUAGCCGAGAAGUUGCAGAAAGGCUAUAAAGAUAUCACCGAAUUCCGGCUGAGUCACAUAUUCGCCAAGAAGACUGUGGUGCGCAAGGAUAUCAUUCAGGUGGAUCAGUAUGUGGAGCGCUUCAACGAGGACCGUGAACGCGAGCUUGCCGAGCAGGAACGACGUGAUCGUAAAAUUGCUGACAAUUACAGCUUUAACUUCAAACUCUCGCGACAGGAUACAGACAACAGUAAGCGCAGCAUGAGCUCGAAUGAUUCGCCCAAACAGGAGGCAAACGAACAAGGCAAGCACGCACGUGAGCACAGCGAAGACGAGAGCGGAAUGGAUGUUACGCCACCACCGCGCAAACCAGGCAUCGCUUCGACGCGUUUCGCCAGAGUACGCAAUCCACCACUCGAGCAGUACAUUUCCGAUGAAAGCAACAAUGAAUUGGAUGAGGACGAAGAAAUGCCAACGGUGCAUAGGGGCAACCAGCAGAAACAGGCAAUUGUACAAAGUUCGCCGGAGAGCGCACCGAAAGAGCCAGAGAGUAAACGCGUUAAGGCGCUUGCCAAAUUGCGUAGCCUGGGCAAACGCAGCGAGGAAACGCCAGAAAAGUUGGGUGAGAAGAAACGUCGUGCGCCACUAUCACCACAGCAAUCCGAGGAGAAACCAGAAACAACAGUUGCUGCGGAAAAUGAUAAUCCGCUUAGUGUCUUAAAACAGAACAUCAAACGUUUCUCGAAAUCUAUAAGGCGUACACACGAAGCAGAGGGUGGUAACACCGCAGAAAACGCCGCAGAUGAAACCGAGGGUGAAGGCACACCUAAAACAGAGACAAAACAAAUUAGUCGCAGGGAAAAAUUAACUGCGCGCUUACGCAAAUUUGCUUCGCGCGAUGCGUCCACUGAGAAUCUCGAUGAAGCAUCGCCCAAAAAAACCGAAGAACAACGCUCGCCCAUACGCGCCGUUAUCACAAAUAAAUUGCAAACGUGGAAGAAGAGUUUCAAACGAAAACCAAGUGAGGCCGAUGCGCAAACCGGUGAAGAAACGUCGCCCGAGCGUGAAGGAGAUAAGGAGAAGCGCUCGGACAAUCUUAUGAAGAAACUACGCAAUAUGCGGCAACGCAAACAUGCCACUUCGACAGAUGAUCUCGAUGGCACGGAAGACGAGGCCUACAACACGCCCACGGGCAAAUCAAAAGAUGGCAACUCACGCAAGACUGUGAACUUCGAAGAGCGUUUUGAGCAGGCGCGUCAACGCACACUCAAGAAGGUGAAUGAGAAAAUGCAAAAUAUUAAGUUUUUCCACAAGUCACAGGAGAAUAUCGAAAAGGAAAGUGGCGCAAUCAAGCGGGAUGCUGGCAAACAAUCCGCAAAGGAAGACGAAGAGCAGUCAGAUGAUGAGUGCACAGUCUAUGUGCGUCCACGUACUGCUGCAAGGCGCGCUGCGGCGCACGAUACACCUAGCGAUUCUGAAGAAGAAGAGGAACAACCAGAAAGAGAUGAGCGUGUGGAGGAAACUAAGAAUAUUCAACAUGAAAUCGACGGCACCCAAAUAGAGCAUACACGCGCAAUUUGGACUACCAAGAAUCUACUCACUGAGUCAUUGGAUUCUGAAAUAGACACCGAGUAUCCACGCGUACUUAUUCACCAAGAUCACUCGGAUCAAUUUGAAUCAACACUAAUUAUUGCAGUGACACGACCAGCGCCACCAACACCAACGACACCCAUUAUAGAGGAAAUACACGAUGAUAUGCCAAAGAAGCCACCACGAGCCAGUCGCACCCCAAGUCCGGGCAGCAGUCGCGCUGAAUGGAUACCAAACAAUGAAAUCAUUUCCACUUUUCUAGAGAUAACACCACCAAGUAAGCGACGCCUAUCCGCAGAAGCCAUACUACCUGCACCACGUGGGCACGCACGCAAAAUGUCAAUGGAUUCCAAUUCCGACUCGGAUUCUUGGAUACCAGAUACCUCCGCGCGCACCAAACACCUCGGUCAGCAGAACAAAGAAGGUUCAGUGGAAGGCGCAUCAGCGGUAAUACUCAAUAGCAUCGACGAGAACGAAGAGCCGUGGAAGGUGCAUCAUACACUUUGCGAGGAAAAGCUCUAUAAAGCAAAGAGCAUCGAUAUAUUCGAGGCUAGCGUUCGUAAAGGCGGAGCUAAUGCAGCAUUCGAUGACUUCGAGGAUGAGUUGCGCGAUGAACCAGUAUUAAGAGUACCCCAAAGACACAUUGAUUCCUCGUUUGAGAAGGAUAGCAGUGAAGAGCCAUUUGCCGCCGACGACGACAACUCCUCGCGCAUAACAAAGAUUUUAGUGAGUGUCAUACGCGAAGAAUGUGAGGAAGUGCAGGAGAAUGUCGAUGAAAAGGAGGAAAUUAAACUACCACAAGUGGCAGGGCGACAAUUUUUCAAUAGCAACGAAAGUCUUAUUGCCAACUUAGAUGAAAAUGAGGGUAACAAAUUAAAUGAAAAUGAAGACGACGACGACGACGAGAGUAAGGAUUAUGAUGAUGACGAUAGACCACCGUCUGCGGCACCAUCACCACCUCCAUCGAUGUCACCACCACCGCCACCGCUGCCAUUAAGAAAAUCAGUUUUAAUCACAUCAAAAUCGAUCGAAGAAUCACCGCCUCUCCCUAUUAUGAAGCCACCAAUGCCACCGACCAAACCAACGCAACCACCACGCAUACCCGAUCGCACACCAUCAAUGAACCGUAUCGCCAAGCCGCUAGUAAAGACUUCAUCUCUGCGCCUGGCAUACAACGAGCAGGUGAAACCUUCUGACGUAGGCAAGGUCAAUAAGCUAAUUUCGCGCUUCGAAACUCCACAAUCCAAUGUGGUACAACGACCGCGCAUUAUACAAAGACGACUAACGCGCGACGAGUCCGAGGAAUACUCCGACGACGAAGAUGAUUUAGAAGAGAAUGACGAUAGUGAACAGAAUUUGGACACAUUUAAUGCAAACACCGAGCGUGAUAUUACACCAACGAAUACACCGAGAACUUAUUCACUGGAAUCCGACACGGAGAGCUUAGGGGCGAUCUCAAAACAUGUGGUAACAAAGCAGAAACGCGUGCUUUUAGAAGAAGAAGACACGGUUAUAAUGAAUCGUAACGCGAAGAGAAAUGGUAAUCAAACCAAAGUAUGCCAUGAAAUACCGAGAAUAACACUAAACUUCGACAACAAUUCCAAUUUGAGUUUGAGUCGUGCGAGCUCCGAGUAUGGCUCGCCGCUAGAGUAUCCCUCAAGCUUGAUUGGAUCAACCGAGACUACGCCCAUACCGGAACGCAGACCGCAGGACAGCAGCAAUACGAGAAAUGUUGAGCGCAAUCGACGUUCAAUGACACGAGACGAUGACAAAUUCUUAUCGUUCGAUAGUGACGAUGAUUUUUUUCUUCUAGAAAACAGUUACUAUUCGAUAAGUUCGACAGGCAGCAGUCGUUACGUAGUGGAGAUUUGAGAUAAAUAAAUUGGUGAAUAGGAUGGAAUCAUAGUGUACGAGUAUCUUAUUUUAUGUAUGUAAGGAAAUGUCUUUCAAGAGUGAUGUAUCAGGUGUAGAGUUCAACGUAUAAUAUUUCAUGUAACAAAUAUAAUUUAACGACGAAUUGAAACCUUCUAAAACUA